Messenger RNA from Beta vulgaris subsp. vulgaris (sugar beet), 1432 nucleotides. Its product is annotated as trypsin inhibitor BvTI. NCBI's taxonomy places the organism in Eukaryota, Viridiplantae, Streptophyta, Magnoliopsida, Caryophyllales, Amaranthaceae. The transcript has a single exon. The record is from RefSeq and is a predicted model, not a curated record. Bases 234 to 863 code for a protein of 209 amino acids. Gene Ontology annotation, molecular function: endopeptidase inhibitor activity.
GCCGAGUAUGAAAAGACGGACACCUGCAUGAGUAGUCCAACGUAAUUAGGAUAAGCCUCACCUACUUAGUUGGACUAUUUGUUACUAAAUAAUGCAAUACACUAGCUAGUACGCUACGUUUUAUUUCCUUCCCUCUCAUUUUUUGAACAAACAAUCAAUCCCUUAUAAAUAACAUUCUCCAUCAAUUAUUGUCUACCCUGAAACAACUAAGUUAUCAAACAAACAAAACUAAAAUGGCUUCCAUUUUCCUAAAAUCAACCAUUACCCUCCUCUUAAUUUUCUCUGCUCUUUCUGUUGCCACAGCUUUUGUCCUAGACACAGACGGUGAACCACUCUUCAACCAGGUGAACAAUAGCAGAUACUACAUCCUCCCCCAAACUAUAGGCAUUGGUGGCGGCCUCACAAGAACAACAAAAAACCCGGAAUUACCAUGUCCAUACUAUAUAACUCGAGACAACGAUGAAACCUCUAGUGGUAUGCCUCUAUAUAUUUCUUCCCCUCUCAGAAUAUUGUUCAUUCCCUUAUCUUCUCCUGUUCACAUUUCUUUCGAAGAAAUGACAACUAUUUGUAUUCAAGAAUCAAUGGGGUGGCGGGUGAUCUCUGACGACUCAACUGGUCGAUUGUACGUGUCUACUGGUGCUGGUCGUGGACCUGGGAGGUUCACUAUUGAGCAGGCUGAGAGUGAGUCAAGUAAUAAUGUGUACAAGAUUAGGUAUAUUGGUGCGCUUGACAGUGAAGCAGGUGCAGGUGAUCUUGGCUUUUUUAAGGAGGAUGGACUUUUGGGUAUUACUGAUGAUAUCCCUCUUACCGUUGUGUUCAAGAAAGCUUUUGAUGUUCCUGAAGAGACAACCACUUCAAUGUAGUCUACCAUAUAGUUCAUGCAUGAAUAAAGCUAAAUCUUUUCUUCUAGGUUAUGUAUGUGCAUCCUAUUUUAAGUCUCUAACUAGUAUUUAGGCCCGGGCGAUGCCCCAGAUUUUCUCUUUGCUACAAUUUAUUAGUAGUUAAAUAAGUAUUUUCAUACUCAUUUAAAAAAGUCAUCUUAUUCAUUAUAUGUAUUUCAAACGUUUUCCAUUCAUAUGUCAUCAUUAAUUUUGAUUACAAAAUCAAUAAUGGUAUGAUGGAGUAAUGGUUGGAUUUCUUACUUUCAUACUUGAGGUUAUGGGUUCGAAUCUUUACGUAAACAAUUCUUCUAUUUUUUUUACUAUAUGAGAAAGACGUGGAUAUAAUGUUAUUGGAUGAGGGAGGGUGACACGUUGCACAUAUACGUUCUUAGGAACGCCUUUUAAUAUAUUAGUAUAGAUUAGCUUGUUACGAAAAUACGAUCGAGUCCAGAAUCCGUACUGUAACUAGCUUGUUUGUUUGGCUCUUUUCACUUUUCGGUGUUUCCUUUUUAUAUCAAAAGAACAAGAAUAUUUGGGCGGCUAUUGGCAAA